Molecule: messenger RNA, 727 nt
Organism: Gavialis gangeticus (Gharial)
Lineage: Eukaryota; Metazoa; Chordata; Crocodylia; Gavialidae
Gene: MIX23
Product: coiled-coil domain containing 58
Exons: 5
Coding region: 59-493 (144 amino acids)
Cellular component (GO): mitochondrial intermembrane space; mitochondrion
Source: RefSeq, a predicted model, not a curated record
GCCGGCUCGCCCCCUCCCCCCACGUCCUGAUUGGCCGGAGGCUCCCGCCCUCCCCAACAUGGCGGCGCCCGGUGAAGGUGCGGGCUGCGAGGACUUCGCCGAGUUCCAGGAGUUGCUCAGGGUGAUGAGGACAAUUGAUGACAGGAUAGUCCAUGAAUUAAAUACUACACUUCCAACAGCUUCCUUUGCAGGGAAAAUCGAUGCCAAGCAAACCUGUCGAGAGCUCUACAAAUCUCUGAUGGAGGCUCAUACCAGCAGGGAGAGGAUGAUCAAAACUUGCAUUGCUCAGACUUCCAAUGUAGUAAAAGCUCUCCAAGAAGAGAGAGAGAAGGCUGAGAAUGAUAUAGCAUUGUUAAAGCAACUGAGAAAAGAGCAGACAAAGUUGAAAUUGAUGCAGUCAGAGUUGAAUGUUGAAGAAGUGGUAAAUGACAGAAGCUGGAAGGUUUUUAACGAGCGCUGCAGAGUUCACUACAAGCCUCCAAAGAGCCAGUGAUGCAAGGAAGUUUCCUAUGAAGGUGGUCUACAAUCAUGAUCAAAGCUGGAAGAGACAUAGGACAAACUGUAUGGGACCUUUCCAGAACCAGUAGAACCCAGUCUCAUUGUUUUCACUUAGCUGGAAUCUUAAGUUUAAGUGAUUCUCUUAAUUGAGAGAAACCAACUCCUAUUUUGUACGAAAUAUGUGAAACCACUUUUAUAACUAAUAAAAUGAUUUUCAGACCAGAUCUGA